Molecule: messenger RNA, 4417 nt
Organism: Chroicocephalus ridibundus (black-headed gull)
Lineage: Eukaryota; Metazoa; Chordata; Aves; Charadriiformes; Laridae
Product: protocadherin beta-15-like
Exons: 1
Coding region: 325-2766 (813 amino acids)
Biological process (GO): homophilic cell-cell adhesion
Cellular component (GO): plasma membrane
Molecular function (GO): calcium ion binding
Source: RefSeq, a predicted model, not a curated record
CAGUCCCGCCGCGGGCCGCAGGGUGGUGCUCCCGGCCAAGGCGGCGCCGAGCGGCUGCGGGCGGGGAGGCGGCCCAGCCCAGCCCGCCGCUACCCAGCCCAGCCCAGCCCAGCCGAACCGAGCCGGGCAACGGCGGCGAGCGGCGGCGAGCGGUGCCCCGUGCCAGCGGCUGCCGGGCCAGGGCGGCCGCGCUCCGUGCCGCCAUCCGGAGUCGGCGAGAGGGAGGCCGCCCGACCGCCGCCCCGCCGCGCUGCUGCCGGGCGCCGCUCUCCGCGGAGGAGUGCGCGGGCGAUCCGCGAGACGGAGGCUGUCCGCCGGCCCGAGAUGGCGAUCGCAAGGCAAGUGCUUUGUCUCUGUGCUUUCCUCUCCCUGCCGCUCGCUCGCUCCGAGCCCAUCCGCUACUCCGUAGCCGAGGAGGCGGCGAGCGGCUCCGUGGUAGCCAACGUGGCGGAGGACGCGGGGCUGUCCCCGGCGCAGCUGGCGGCUCGCGGCGCCCGCCUGGCCUCGGAGGACGGCCGGCAGCACUUUCGCUUAGACCCCGCCACCGGCAGGCUCGUCGUGGCCGAGAGGCUGGACCGGGAGGAGCUGUGCGGCCAGUCCGCUACGUGCACGCUCCCCUUCGAGCUCCUGCUGGCAAACCCGCUGCAGUUCUUUCGGGUGGAGGUGGCCGUGGAGGACAUCAAUGACCAUUACCCCGUUUUCCCAGUGGAAAAAGUCGUUUUUAAGAUCCCGGAAACGAGCAACCCUGGCUCGCGUUUCCCUCUGGAGGGUGCUCGGGACCUGGAUGUUGGCAGCAACAGCAUCCAGGCUUACAGCAUUUCUCCCGAGAACGAGUACUUCAGUGUCUCCUUUGCAAGUCAGAGUGAGGACGACAAAUAUGUUGAACUGGUCUUGGAGAAGGCUCUAGACAGAGAGGAGGAAGGAGAGGUGGUUUUCAGUCUCAUUGCCAUGGAUGGGGGCUCUCCUCCCAGGAGUGGGACCACACACAUCCACAUUGUUAUUCUAGAUGUAAAUGACAACUCUCCUGUCUUCACACAGAAGCUGUAUGUUGGGCAGGUUUUGGAAAAUGCCCCUGUGGGCUCUGUUGUUCUCAGAGUGGUGGCAACUGAUCAGGAUGUGGGAGUUAAUGGGGACAUCACCUAUCAGUUCAGCGAAGCAGUGGGCCAGAGUAGGUCAUCAUUCAUGAUCGACCCUACUAGUGGUGAAAUUAAACUCACGAAGCCUCUGGACUUUGAGGUGGCAGAGAAUCAUGAGCUCAGUGUGCGGGCCACGGAUGGCGGUGGCCUGUCAGCAAUCUGCAAGGUGUUGGUGGAGGUGGUGGAUGUGAAUGACAACGCACCUGAGCUGGUGGUCAACUCCUUCAACAGCCCCCUCCCCGAGAACGCAUUGCCUGGAACAGUGGUUGCCCUCUUUACUGUCAGGGACCGGGAUUCUGGUGCGAAUGGGAAGAUCUCCUGUGCCCUUGAGGACCAGCUAUUGUUCUCCCUGCGUCUGGCCUAUAAGAACUACUAUGAACUGGUGACUGUGAGUAUGCUGGACAGGGAGGAGAUGGCACGGCGCAUCCUCAUUGUCACAGCAGCAGACGCAGGGUCACCUCCUCUCACAACCACCCAGACCUUCACGGUGGACAUCUCCGAUGUCAACGACAAUGCACCUGCCUUCAACCAGACAUCAUACACGAUGUAUGUGCGUGAGAACAAUGUCCCCAUGGUGCUUGUUGGAGCUGUCAGUGCUGCAGAUGUUGAUGUGGGGCCCAAUGCCAAGGUGUCAUAUUUCCUGGCACUGUCCCAUCCCACAGAGCAGCCUCCCUGCUCCUGCAUCUCCGUGAACUCUGAGAAUGGGCACGUGUUUGUGCUGCGGCCUCUGGACUAUGAGCAGGUAAAGCAGAUUGAUGUCUUGGUGAGUGCCUCCGAUGGCGGAUCUCCUCCUCUCAGUGCCAAUGUCACCGUCCACCUUGUUGUGGUGGAUGAGAAUGACAAUGCACCAAUGCUGCUGUACCCAUCACAGGACAGCGGUCCACAAUCCAGCGAGCUAGUGCCUGUAUCAGCUGAGGCAGGGUACCUCAUCACCAAAGUGGUGGCUGUGGAUGCAGACUCGGGACAGAACUCGUGGCUCUCUUACCACCUGCUGAAGGCCACCGAGCCCGGGCUGUUUGUGGUGGGUGCCCAAAGCGGGGAGGUGCGGCUGAAGAGGCCAGUGACAGAGAGGGAUGCUGUGAAGCAGAAGCUCAUUGUUGUGGUGCGAGACAAUGGGAAGCCACCGCUGUCAGCCACUGCUGCACUGAGUGCACUCCUGCUCAAUGACUUCUCAGAAGUGCGCCUACCGCACAGCAGCCUGGCCACGGAGGAUGAGAGUGACUCCCUGACAACCUAUUUAAUCAUUUCCUUGACCUUUGUCUCACUCCUCUUCCUCGCAUCCAUGACAGCCUUCAUCGCUCACAAGGUGUGCAAGAGAAAGGAGCUGAAGGCAGGGCACGUGCUUUAUGGUGCUGGCAACUUGCAGAGCAGCCUGGCUGAUGCAGCCACAGCAGGGACCUUGCCCCAUGGCUAUUGCUAUGAGAUCAGCCUCACAACGGGCUCUGGCAACAGCGAGUUCAAGUUCCUGAAGCCCAUCCUCCCCAGCCUGCCACCACAGCAGUGCACCAUGGUUGGGGGCACCCACGAUGAACAGGAUUUCCCCUGUGGCCCCAUUACUGUAGAGGACAUGGCACCAGAGAACCCCGGGACCGUCUCUGCAGAACAGUUCAACAGUCUUUCCUUUAACUAGCAUGGAGUCAGCACAUACAGAGGCUUCAUUCAUGCCUCACGAUAGGAAGGGAUCCCUGUUACAGCAUGUGGCAAUGGUUCCUCCCAGGUUAAUCUGCAUUUGCAAUUGGUGUCAGUGAUUUCUGCCAAAUUCUAUGUCAGAAGAAAUUUUGUCUCCCCCUCCAAACAAACAAACAAGCAAACAAAGAAACAAAAGGACCUCAAGCCUCCUUCACCCAGGAAAUAAUAUUCUUCAGCUGUGAAAUGCUUCGCGAGUGGGGUUAGGUCCAGGGUCACCAGUCAAGUUCUUGUCUCACUUGCUGUUAGGCAAGCUCCUGGCCCUCUUAUUCUGUGCUGUAACGCAAUGGCAAAGUCAGGCAGACAAAUCCCAUUGUCCUGGUUUCAGGUGGGAUAGAGUUAAUUUUCUUCCUAGUAGCUGGUAGCCUAGUAGCUGUGUUUUGGAUUUAGCAUGAGAAUAAUGUUGAUAACACACUGAUGCUUUAGUGGUUGCUAAAUCAAGCUUGCACUGAGUCAAGGACUUUUCAGCUUCUCAUGCCCUGCCAGUGAGGAGGCUGGAGGUGCAUAAGGAGUUGUGAGGGGACAGAGCCAGGACAGCUGACCCAACCUGGCCAAAGGGAUAAUUCAUAGCAUAUGACAUCAUGCUCAGCAUAUAAAGUGGUGGGAAGUGGCCGGGCAUCUGAGAAUGCUACUCAGGAAGAGACUGGGCAUCAGUCCUUUGAUAGUGAGCAGUUGUUUUUCAUUUGUGUCACUUGUCUUUUCUUGGGUUUUAGUUAUCUUUUGGUUGUUGUUGUUAUUUUCCUUUAAUUAUUAUUAGCAUUAGUUUUUGUAUUAGUAUUGGUAUUUUAAUUUUUUAUUUCAAUUCUUAAACUGUUUUCAUAUUAACACAAGAGUUUUUUCACUUUUACUCUUCCAAUUCUAUCCCCCUUCGCACUGUGGGUGGAAGGGAGGGGCAGUGAGUGAAUGGCUGUGUGGUGCUGUGCUUAGCUGCUGACUGCGGUUACACCACGACACACACACUCACUGAAAUGCAUGCAGUUGUCCACCCGGGUCAGAAAAGCAAGGAAGUUGUGAGUACUGUGUUACUGUGUGGUGCAAGCAAGGGACUCUUUCUUCUUGGGGUGCUGGGUGGCUCUGUCUGACAUGUGUGGGCUCUGUCUGUUUUUCCGUCUGGUCUCAAUGUCUGUCUGGACAGCCGUUGUGUGCCUGCCUAUGCUGCAAUAGUGCUUCCCAGUGAAGCAGGGAGUUGCUGCCAUCCAGACGCUCUGAUCAGGCAAGAAGGGUAUUUUCAACCAUCACCCACAGAUCCCUUUCUGCAGGGCUGCUCUCCAGCCACUCCUCUCCCAAUGUAUACGUAUACACAGUACUACUCUAUCCCAGGUGCAGAAUCUGGCCUUUGGACUUCUUAAGUGUCAUGCCGUUGAUGAUUGCACAAUGCUCCAAUCCAUCUAGAUCCCUCUGCAAGGCCUCUUUUUCCUUCAGAGAGGGAGCAGCACCUUUCUCUUUGGUAUCAUCAGCAAAGUUGCUAAUGGUACCUUCAACUCCUGCACCCAGAUCACUGAAAAUAGUAUUGAACAGGACUGGCCCUAGAAUUGAACCCUGAGGAACACCGCUGGUGACAUGUCACCUGCCAGACGUUGCUCCCCUAUGCACUG